AUGUGCAGAGUGCUUGUCAAGAUGUUCAUAAAGGCUUACCCUAACGAGAUUCUCAGAAACGAUUUUGUUGUUUCUGACCAUUACCUUUCGAAUUUCCGAGAGAGAUGCGACCUGACCACUCGUGAAGCACAUUGGCAUCGUCGGCCAAAAGACAUCGAAGAGAUGAAGACUCGUAUCAAAAGCUUUAAACAGACCAAAGCUCAACUUAUGGAACUCUUCAAGGAUGAAUUGUGGAGAAUCUGCAACGCAGAUGAAUCCUUUUACGGAUGUGGAAUCGCUCAUGGACUGACAUAUGCAAUAAAAGGCUCGGAAGGUGUUGACGUCCACAUGAAUCAUAACGAGAAGAAAGGAAUCACUAUUAUUGCCACAAUCCAGGCAGACGGCAGUAAACUUCCACUCACAUUUGUCUGCAAGGGUCUCACAGAUGCAUGCCAUAAGCAGAUUUACGACAACAGAGUCUUUUCCAAUGAGUUGAUUUUGCAUUCCGAAACAGGUUGGGCCACAAAGGAGGUAUUUCAAGAAUAUCUCAGAUGGCUUAGAAAGUAUUACAACGAUCGUUAUCGCGAGAAUCCAAGUUACAUUCAAAAUGAUAGAAUCUACUUGUUUCUUGAUACAUAUUCUAGCCACAGAAAUGCAGAA
Trichomonas vaginalis G3 is the source of this 639-nucleotide messenger RNA. RefSeq names its product DNA binding. The annotation marks the transcript as partial. The transcript has a single exon. Lineage: Eukaryota; Parabasalia; Trichomonadida; Trichomonadidae. The record is from RefSeq and is a predicted model, not a curated record. Gene Ontology annotation, molecular function: nucleic acid binding.